Molecule: messenger RNA, 1661 nt
Organism: Camarhynchus parvulus
Lineage: Eukaryota; Metazoa; Chordata; Aves; Passeriformes; Thraupidae
Product: serpin B6-like
Exons: 8
Coding region: 448-1587 (379 amino acids)
Biological process (GO): negative regulation of endopeptidase activity
Cellular component (GO): cytoplasm
Molecular function (GO): serine-type endopeptidase inhibitor activity
Source: RefSeq, a predicted model, not a curated record
GCUGUGAAGGGCUUGGGGUGCGGGGCUCGCACGGGCGGUGGAAGGAAAGGAGAGGGAAGCGAAGGCACCACUGGGGCAUCGCUUUAGAUGUUGGCCCGGGAGGUGCUGGUGUUUUCUUUAGCACAGAGCUUGCUAAAAGGCCAUUGCAGAGCUGCCGUGCCGAUUGUGUGUCUGCCGGAGAGAGCUGGCAGUGAUACGUGGAAUUUCUGUGGGUGGGCAGUGCAGGAAACCCCCAAAUUCUGAUGAAAACUCCUCCCCGUAUACGAGUAUAAGAGGAAGCAGCACAUCUGCCAGUUCUGCUUCAAGAAGUGUGGGGAAAGCUGCUGUGCAAAGUUCUUCUGCUGACUUCUCGCAGCCUGGCUGGCAGGUUUAAAACCCAGCGUGCCCACGUAGAAGCAAGCUGCAGCUACCACUGAAGGUCUGUAGACUUAGAGAAGGCUUGGAAGCAUGGAAAGCCUUUGUGCAGCAAACAACACUUUUGCUGUGGACCUGUUAAGAAAGCUGUGUGAGAUGAAAAGCGGGCAGAAUGUGUUCUUUUCACCAUUUAGUAUUUCUUCUGCUUUGUCUAUGGUUUUGCUGGGUUCAAGAGGUAGCACUGAAGCCCAAAUAAGCAAGGUGCUUUCUCUGAAGAAUGCCCAGGAUGCUCACAAUGGGUAUCAGUCCCUUCUCUCUGAAAUUAAUGAUCCAAACACCAAAUACAUCCUGAGAACUGCAAACCGGCUCUAUGGAGAAAAGACCUUUGAGUUUCUUCCAUCAUUUAUAGAGUCCAGUCAGAAAUCCUACCAUGCUGGCCUGGAACAGAUGGACUUCCUGCAUGCUUGGGAGGAUUCCAGGAAACAAAUCAAUGUCUGGGUGGAGGAAAGGACUGAAGGCAAAAUUCAGAACCUGUUGGCAGCGGGGACGCUUGAUUCCCUGAGCAGGCUUGUGUUGGUGAAUGCCAUCUAUUUCAAAGGCAACUGGGAAGAGCCUUUCAGGAAAGCAAGUACCAGAGAGAGGCCAUUCCAAAUUAAUAAGAACGAGAGCAAACCUGUGCAGAUGAUGUUCAAGGAGGCAAAUUUUAACAUGACCUACAUUGGGGACUUCCAGACCAAAAUCCUGGAGCUGCCCUAUGUGGGUGAUGAACUGAGCAUGAUCAUCCUGCUCCCUGAUGCAAUCCAGGAUGGCUCCACAGGCUUGGAAAGACUGGAAAAGGAACUUACACAUGAGAAGCUGAUGGGUUGGAUCAGUCCAGAAAUGAUGAAUUCUACAGAGGUGAGGGUGUAUUUACCCCGAUUUAAACUGGAAGAAAAUUAUGAUCUGAAACCGCUUCUGAGCAGCAUGGGAAUGCCUGAUGCAUUUGAUUUGGGGAAGGCAGACUUCUCAGGAAUCUCAUCUGGGAAUGAGCUGGUGCUCUCUGAAGUGGUUCACAAAUCCUUUGUGGAAGUCAAUGAAGAAGGCACUGAAGCAGCUGCUGCCACAGCAGCAGUGAUGCAGUUGUGUUGUGCAAUGAUAGUUCCAGAAUUCACUGCUGAUCAUCCCUUCCUCUUCUUCAUCCGGCACAACAAAACUUGCAGCAUUUUGUUCUGUGGCAGAUUUUGCUGUCCCUAAGGAGGAGAUGUCUUGGCAGCAUAGGUGCCUUCAGACAAUAAAUUGAUGUUUCCCUAGAACAAGGUGACUCAUUC